UCUGCACAGCCGCCUCCCUCAGUGUAGCCCGGGUACUGGGCUCUGACCUGCGCCCGACGUGCAUUCGUGGACCAGAACACCCAGGCGUGGCCUCCGGGACGCCUCCAGAAAAGGCGAGACCCGCCACGGGUUGGAGGCAGCCCUCGGUGACCAGCACUGCCCUGGCCUCGCCGACCGGGUGCGACGCCCCUUGCCCACUCGCACGGUGCAGCCGAUCCCCGCACCGCUGCUCCAGGAAAGCGUGCGCAGCGCUGGACGCUACCAUGGACCGCGGCGGUCCAGCGAGCAGCCCGCUGAGCGCCAGCGCGGAGCCCGCGCCCCCGGCCUCCAGCUCCCGAGCCCAGAGCCCAGGGCGCCCCGAGCCGCCGGGCCUCGGGGUCGGAGCACGCUCCGGGGGUGGGCGGCCCGCUGCAGCGAACGCGGCGCGGGAGCGGAGCCGCGUGCAGACUCUGCGGCACGCCUUCCUCGAGCUGCAGCGCACGCUGCCGUCGGUGCCACCCGACACCAAGCUGUCCAAGCUGGACGUGCUGCUGCUGGCCACCACCUACAUCGCGCAUCUUACCCGCAGCCUGCAGGACGACGCCGAGGUGGCAGCAGACCCGAGUCUGGGCACUUUGCGUGGAGACGGCUACCUGCACCCAGUCAAGAAAUGGCCCAUGCGCUCAAGACUGUACAUUGGUGCUACUGGUCAGUUUCUGAAGCACUCUGUCUCUGGAGAAAAAGCGAAUCACAACAGUGCUCCAACAGACUCACAGCUUUAGGUUCUCUCCUGGUAGGAGCUGUUAGGAGUGGUAGCUGUUGUCUUUAAGUACUAUGAAAUAAUUCAAUAUUUAGUACAUCAGGUAUAGCAAACAUCAUUUCUGAAAGUUCACACUAUGACAUACAGUUAAAUUACUCAGAUUAAUCUGUCUAAAAUGUGAAAUGAGGCUUGUAUAAAACCACUGCUUAUCUAUUCAUCAAGUCACUGCUAAUAUAGUACAAGAGAAACUCAGAAAAAAGACACAACAGCAAACAGUAUAUAUAUAUAUAUAUAUAUAUAUAUAUAUAUAUAUAUCACACAUCAUCUCCAGAGAAUGCACACAUUUUUGUAGUAUCUAUUAGAGAUUUAAAAGCCAAUAUUGAUCAGUACAGUCUUUCUAAUGUUUGUUUAUAAUAUACAAGUAUUCCAUUUUUGUCAAAACCAGUUGUCUUUAGUUGGUCUAAGAUGCCAUUUCAGUUGGAAGAUGCAAGAUCAUUUAUUGUUUGGCUGCCUAUGUAUGUGUAAAUACUGUUGCAGUAACUUCUAUAACUAAUUAUUUUUCCCAUUUAGAAAACUUGGCGUAUAAGACAUGACAUGGUCAACUUUCUAGAAGUUCAGUCAAUAUUAAGAGGUGAUGUAUAAGCUUCCAGGCUGUGGGAGGUACUGGGAACACAAACAGCAGUAUGAAUAGUAGUAGCCCAAGAGUCGCUGGGCUGCAGGGUUUGUUAGCCUCUCUCCUGGUCACACUGUAUCACCCCAACCUCCUUCAGGUUCUAAGCUGGUUAAGCAGAUUCAGCUGUAGCCACCUUGGAAAGACUGGAAUUUGCAAGGCUAUGGGGGGUGGGGUCAGGGCUUGAGUAAAUUCCCAGGAUCUUCCUCAGCCAGUGAUGGUGCCAGACUCCUUCCCAUCUCAGCUGUUCACAGUCUACCUCUUUGGACAUUAUGAAAUGGCAGAAAUCUUAAUUUGGGGAAUUCUGGCAUUGAUCUACACCUUAGGGUGUCUAAGGACCCCUCAGUUUUCCUGAAACACAUUCAGGGUUGAGCAGACCACCUGAAUCUGCACCAAUAUGAAUCUCCACCAGUGGGCCUCUUCUACCACACUGCACAUCGAGUGUCCAGGGAGUAACAGGUCUGAUUAUACUACCGAGGACCCUGCCGAAAAAUACUGUUACGUAGUAAAGCUUUGCCUUUGACAAUACUUUUUAAAAUUUCUUCUUGUCUGGUUGCAAAUGUUUUAAUGUUUUAAUAAGCAGUUUUAUUUCUGUCAUAGAUUUUUUAAAAACAUUUUAUUCAGUUGCUAAAUAUGCUAACAGCUUUAGUAAACUGAAAAAUUUUGGAGAAAUUACAUAUGGUCAGAGCCAUGAAUAGGUAUGCUUAUCAGGGAAUACAUGGAACCCCAAAACAAUGUAGAGUCUCCUGGAAAAAUAUCAACAUCAAUGAUCUCUUUGCGAAUUUAGAUUCAUUUUUAUCAUUUUUUUGCUUUUCUUUUCAGUCUGUACUAUACUUUCCAGUAUAAAGUUAAUUUAUUUCUCAAUAAUAAAGCUUUGUUUCUGUUUGUUUAGUUUUGAGACUGGGUCUUGCUAUGUAG
Octodon degus (degu) is the source of this 2327-nucleotide messenger RNA. It is a transcript of the gene Tcf24, whose product is annotated as transcription factor 24. Bases 264 to 761 code for a protein of 165 amino acids. NCBI's taxonomy places the organism in Eukaryota, Metazoa, Chordata, Mammalia, Rodentia, Octodontidae. The transcript has 3 exons. The record is from RefSeq and is a predicted model, not a curated record. Gene Ontology annotation, biological process: regulation of transcription by RNA polymerase II; developmental process. Gene Ontology annotation, molecular function: RNA polymerase II transcription regulatory region sequence-specific DNA binding; protein dimerization activity; DNA-binding transcription factor activity, RNA polymerase II-specific.